Molecule: messenger RNA, 600 nt
Organism: Schizosaccharomyces japonicus yFS275
Lineage: Eukaryota; Fungi; Ascomycota; Schizosaccharomycetes; Schizosaccharomycetales; Schizosaccharomycetaceae
Product: fungal protein
Exons: 2
Coding region: 1-600 (199 amino acids)
Source: RefSeq, a predicted model, not a curated record
AUGUCACACAAGCACAAAACCUUUUUCAAUUCACCAGAAAAUCCUUGUUUUGCUCUUUACGAGCCUGAACCAUAUGCACUUGCACAACAUCAAUACGUCAAACCUAAACUGAAACCUAAACCAGUGAAACGCGACUACGCUGGUACAAGCAUUUUAGUACCUGAUACUAGUAACCCGACAAGGUGGAAGUUUGAACGUCCUUUGGACACUGUACGCGCUUGUCAUGCGGCUGAGGAGGGCCUGAAACCUCAAACAAGCGUAAAAGGUCGGUUAUCCGCUAAUCUCAAACCCCAAACUCAAUUAGUACGAUCCCAUACAACAGCCUCUGAGCCGGCCCGUCCGCAGCAGGGUUCUUCGCAGCAUCUAGAUGUAGCAGGGAAUGCCUCACACGGUCGUUCGCAGUCUGCUGUCGAGCAGACACGCCCUACUUCUCAUCCCGUACGGCCGAUAUCGUCACAACUGCUGUGUGCUGUCGCUAGUCAAGGCUUUUACCGAAAACCGGCUUCUUUAUCCCGCAAAUUGGUGCCAUUAUCACUGGCUCAGAUCCAGAAAAGCAACCACAAUAAUGCCGCUAAAAUACGCAGCUUAAAAAAUGAAUGA